AUGCCGCUCAACACUCAUAUUCCAAUUUCCAUCAAACUCGACUCCGAGGUCACCAAAAAUGCUGUGGAAUACGAAGUUUGCAUAGUCUGGUUAGUCGGGUUGGAAGCCGCAGCAAGCCUUGGAGUUAAAUACCUACGAGUCUUCGACGAUUCAUCUCUGAUCAUAAACCAAAUAUCAAGGAGAUGGAAAGUCAGAAGUACUAGUCUCUCAAUGUACCAAGCUCAUCUAGAUCAAAUAGCGGAGCAAUUCGAGGAAAUCGAAUACACGUACCUAUCAAGAGACGAUGAUCAAUUUGCAGAUGCACUAGCUAAACUAGCUUCUAUGCUUAACGUCCCAAAUGAAUCAGACGCAAUAACUCUCAAAGUCGAACUAAGAGAGGAACCGCCCUAUUGUUACGCAAUCGACGAUGACUCUGAACCUACGAAAGAAGAACCGUGGUACAAGGACAUACUUUGUUAUAAAACAAGUGGAGAAUUCCAUUCAAAAACAUCUCCACGAGCCAAACGCGCUCUACGACUUCUGGCAUCACAAUAUGACCUAUACCUCGGAGAAUUAUAUAAAUAUACGCCGAAUAAAGUCAAAAUGUUGUGUGUUCACCAAAACCGAGCUAAAUGA
Molecule: messenger RNA, 615 nt
Organism: Spinacia oleracea (spinach)
Lineage: Eukaryota; Viridiplantae; Streptophyta; Magnoliopsida; Caryophyllales; Amaranthaceae
Exons: 1
Coding region: 1-615 (204 amino acids)
Molecular function (GO): RNA-DNA hybrid ribonuclease activity; nucleic acid binding
Source: RefSeq, a predicted model, not a curated record